Messenger RNA from Sus scrofa (pig), 999 nucleotides. The record is from RefSeq and is a predicted model, not a curated record. NCBI's taxonomy places the organism in Eukaryota, Metazoa, Chordata, Mammalia, Artiodactyla, Suidae.
AUGGAGGGGGUACUUGGAAAAAACCUAGUCCUGCCAGAGAGGCAAGGCACCAUCAUUGUUGGGGAUAUGCAAGGAGAGGGGAAGUAUUGCCAUAAGAGCCUCUGCCCCUGUGAGUGCUCUCAGGCAACAGGACACAGAUUACAAGAGGUCUGGGGACAGGUGCAAGCGCCUGCCUCCAUUGUGAGCUCCAGAGUCACCUACAAGACACCAAAAAAUAUAACAGGAGAUUCAGAAAUUCUUCUUUUGAGAUUUUCAGAGAAACCAGAACUGCAGCCCCUCAUAUUUGGGGUUUUCUUCUCCAUGUACCUGAUCACUCUGUCCUGUGUAGACAUCUGUUUCACUUCCACCACCAUCCCAAAGAUGCUGCAGAACAUCUGGACACUGAGCAAGGUAAUAACCUAUGAAGGCUGCAUCAUCCAGGUGCAUUUUUUCAUGCUGUUUGCAGGGUUGGACAACUUCCUCCUGACUGUGAUGGCCUAUGACCGCUUUGUGGCCAUUUGCCACCCCCUCCACUACACGGUCAUCAUGAACCCCCAAUUCUGUGCAAUUCUGGUUCUGGUUAGCUGGAUCAUCAGUGUCCUGCAUUCCUCGUUACAAACCUUAAUGACCUUAAGGCUAUCCUUGUGUAGAGAGGUGGAAAUCCCUCACUAUUACUGUGAACUCAAGUUGUUGAUCCAACUUGCCUGUUCUGACAACUUUCUUAAUGACAUGGUGAUGUUUUUUGCAGCUGCUCUGCUAGGUGCUGGUCCCUUUGUUGGUAUCUUUUAUUCAUACUCUAAGAUAGUUUCUGCAAUACAUAGAAUUUCAUCAGCUCAGGGGAAGUAUAAAGCAUUUUCCACCUGUGCAUCAUGCCUCUCAGUUGUCUCCUUAUUUUAUUUUACAGGCUUAGGUGUAUACCUUAGCUCUGCAGCUACUCAUAGUGCACACUCAAGUGCAAUUACCUCAGUGAUGUACACUAUAUUAAAGGUAUCCUCCACCACAUGGCACCAACGAACAUAA